GAUUUGAUAUAAUAAAUCCAUCAUUUUCACGGAUAGAGCUGGGAUGAUAAUUAUCCAGGUACUGAAAUUCUUAUCAGAUUCAUCAAAAAUAAUGUUGGGAGUUCCUUCUUAAAGCAGCAAUUGAUGACGAGGGGUAUUGAAGCUAAGAUCGAGAGUGUUCAUCUUCACUCAUGCAUAUGAAAUAGAGACAUCACAUCAAACAAGCAUCAUUGUCGAUACUUGUUCUCUGUCUCGAUGUCGACCAAAGGUGGACGUAACUCAUCAUGGAGUCGGCUAAAGCCCGUCAAGCAGGAUAUUUUCGAGGAGAUGGGCUUAAGAUCCAAGGGAGAUAAGCAGCUCCUUGACUAUAAAACCCAGGAACGUUUCUACAACAAGAUAGUCGAACGAUACUUGAUAUUCGCAGCUGAUGCUCGCAGAGGAGAUGAACUAAACCGGAAGCUUGCACGUCUGAAUAUUGCACAAGAUAAUGCGAAUCACGAUGCUGCCCCAACAACACAAACAGUGCCAAACCCCGCAGACCUUAUCAAUGGCAAACCCGAUACAAACGAACUCGAUGCUAUAACAAUGGGAAUGAGAAAACUUCGAGAAGGAAUCGUGGCAUCGAAAAGAAUAGAUGAUUUCUCCAUUCAAGCAUAUAUAUUUUGCAUACGCUUGUCAAUAUUGCUGAAACAUUGGGAAUCGUAUCAUCCAGCAAUGCGCCAUCUACUUCAAGUAAUGCACCCAAAACAUCCACUAUCAAGCACCGAACUUCAGGAAUUUGCAGCAUACCAAGUGCUAGAUUUGGCUUGUAGGCAAUCUGAUCUAGCAAAGGCAUACUCUAUCAGACUUGCGCUCGGGUUGCGAGACCCUAAAGUCGACGAAGUUUUGAAAGCGAUUGCUCACGAUAAUUACUUUCUAUUCUGGAAGGUAAAGAGAGAGGUUGAUGGUUAUAAGGCAAAGAUCAUGGAAUUCGCGGGGGAGGAGAUGAAGCUGCAUGCAUUAAAGUCGAUUGGGAAAACGUACCUCAGUAUCGAUUUAGAUUGCCUGGAGCAACUCACCGAUUCUAGUUGGAGCGUUUUGACUGAGACGUAUAGCGUGGGAUGGCAAUUAGAAGGGACAAAGGUUGUAAUUCGAAAACCAAAGCCACGUUGAAAGUACACACAUGCAUCUGCAAUGUCGUUACUUUUAUUCGAUUUCUGGAAUAUACGAAGUUACAUGUUAUAGGUCAUGAGUUGACCUUAUUCACGAUCAUGACUAUUGAUGGUUUGUAAUCAUUAUCGGCAUGAACUGGGGGUUCAAGGACGUCCGCGCGGAAUCGCAAGAGAGAUCAUGUUGGAUUUGCACACUUCCAUUACCUUUUUGUGGUCGCAACAAAGAAUUCUAGCCGAUGCGACAUGAAAGUCAUUCGACGCGACAGCAGGAUACAUAUGUUCGUUGAUCAUCUUUUGAUCGUAGGCUACGAACCCAUGAUUCUGGUACGACGUGAAUAUCAAAUACUUCACGUCUUUAUUUCACGAGGUUAGAAAGGAAACCUUUCGAUGAUAUUAUCCGAAAGAUGAAGGAAGUUGAUCUGAAGUGUCACAUCAAACUUCAGAGAUUGAUAAAUACUUGAGAAAGGUAUAUCAUUACUAGAAAAUGAAAUUUUAAUAUCCGUUCUACGAAUGUCAAACCUUUCGAGGAUAUUAUGAUUUCAUCCCAUCGUUAGUCGUUUAAUUGUCCUAUUCCGACACUGUAGCUAAACAGGAUUGUAUGCUAAUUCGACAUCUAAUCCACUCUAACUGGCUGAAUAAACACUACAUCUAAAUCACCCUUGCUGAAGGGUUUGAUCUCUAAUAUAUAUUUUCUAAUUGGUUGUUAUACAAAUUGGCCACACUCGUCCAAAGGGUUAUGCUUCAAAUCCGAUUAUCCGAGAGUUGUCCAUCCUUUGGCGGGGUCUCCGCCGAUCAAUCAAUUUUCUUUUUGUAAAACUGCACAUCCUUCGGCAAACACGGGUGUUGUGAAGAGGCAAAUGAUCAACACACGCAACGCACAAUGAAGGAGGGGAGAAAACAAAGGGAAGUUGUGAUCAACAACUCGAAAUUUCGAAUUGAUUGAAGUUAGAUUUAU
Botrytis deweyae is the source of this 2085-nucleotide messenger RNA. RefSeq lists its product as uncharacterized. Bases 235 to 1131 code for a protein of 298 amino acids. The record is from RefSeq and is a predicted model, not a curated record. The transcript has 3 exons. NCBI's taxonomy places the organism in Eukaryota, Fungi, Ascomycota, Leotiomycetes, Helotiales, Sclerotiniaceae.